AUGAGGUCCAUGAAGGCGAAGCACCGGCUCGUCCGACCCCUCCCUCGACUCCUCUCCUCAGCUGCCGGGCAAUCAAUACCCGCCUCCAGCCAAAUCACACCGAUCACCUCUCUCCUGAUUGCAAACCGUGGUGAGAUCGCUCUGCGCAUCCACAAGACGGCGGACAGACUGGGUAUACGGACAACGACGCUAUACACGGAUCCCGAUAGCUCUAGCCAGCACGCUGCCUGCUCUCCGCACUCUCUGAACCUGGGCGAAGCGAAGGCGUAUCUUGAUGGCGAACGCAUCAUCUCCAUAGCCAAAAAGCACGGCAUCCAGGCCUUGCACCCGGGCUAUGGCUUUCUUUCCGAAAACUCCAAAUUCGCCGAGCGAUGCGAACAGGAAGGCAUUGUCUUCGUCGGCCCUCCGGCGCAAGCCAUGGCAGACAUGGGUGACAAGGCGCGGAGCAAAGAGAUCAUGACUGCCGCUAGCGUACCUUGCGUACCGGGAUACCACGGCUCUGAUCAGGGCGAGGAUCAGCUGCUGCGGCAUGCCAAGGACAUCAAGUUUCCCGUCUUGCUCAAGAGCGUCAAGGGCGGCGGUGGGAAAGGCAUGCGUAUCGUCUUGACCGAAGACGAGUUCGCGGCCCAGCUCCGCAGCGCCAGAGCCGAGGCCCGCGCAUCUUUUGGCGAGGGCGGUGAGGUCAUGCUGGUUGAGAAGUACAUCGUGCGUCCGCGCCACGUCGAGGUGCAGGUCUUUGCUGACAAGCUCGGGAACUGCGUCGCCUUGGGAGAGCGUGACUGCAGUAUACAAAGACGCCAUCAGAAGAUCCUUGAAGAGUCCCCGGCGCCGGACCUCGACGAUGCGACACGCCUGGAUCUGUGGGAUAAGGCGAGGAAAGCAGCUCUGGCAGUAAACUACGUCGGGGCCGGCACCGUGGAGUUCAUCCUCGACCGAGACACCGGGGAGUUCUACUUCAUGGAGAUGAAUACCCGUCUACAGGUCGAGCAUCCCGUUAGUGAGAUGGUUACCGGCACCGACCUAGUUGAGUGGCAAUUUCGUGUUGCCGCUGGCGAGAAGCUGCCCCUGACGCAAGAGGAGAUUAUGGAGAACAUCAAGCAACAUGGCGCAGCCAUUGAGGCUCGUAUUUACGCAGAAAACCCAGAGAAAGGAUUCAUGCCUGACUCGGGCAAGCUUAUUCACUUGACAACCCCGAAGACGAAUGAAGAUAUCCGUAUUGAUGCUGGGUUUGUCCAAGGGGACACCGUCUCGGAAGCCUACGACGGCAUGAUUGCUAAGCUUAUUGUACGAGGCAAAGACAGAGAGACUGCGAUCCGACGCAUGGAACUUGCUCUCCGGGAUUACGAAGUCGUUGGUCUCAGCACCAACAUUGAGUUCCUCAAGCGGCUCUGCAGGUCACCUGCCUUUAUCGAGGGUGAUGUUGAGACGGGUUUCAUCGAGAAAUGGAAAGAGGAGCUCUUCAAGCCUCGGCCGAUUCAUAGCGAAGUCUUUGUCCAGGCUGCUCUAGGCUCUCUUUCCCCCCAGCUUGCGAAUGAUGGACCCCACGGAGGCAGCCUUGGUUUCGGCGAGGCAAGCACGCUGGGCGAGAGAAGAUUCGCCUUCAAAGUGCUCGACUCGUACAGCGAGCAGGAAGGGGAGGUUGUUGAAGUCAGCAUCACGCAGACAGCUCACCAACUGUUCACUGCGCGGGUUUCAAGGAAGGGACAAGAUUCACCCGAUGUUUUCGAGAAUCUCGUCAGCAAAACAUUGUCAAACUCGGCCACAACUAAUGCUCUGGCGACAUUCUUCCCUGCGGAACGCUUGACCUCUACCGUUGUCCAAAAUGCCCAGAGCGAGCAGGACACCAAGAUCAUUGUGUUCCAGCAUGGUGUGAAGACGGAACUCUCCCUCAUGCCGCCCACUUGGUUUGAGAAAGCUCUUGGUUUGAAGGAGGCUACUGCUUCCGUAGUAGCACCCAUGCCUUGUAAGAUUCUGAAGAACGAAGUCGAAGAGGGCCAGACAGUGGCCAAGGGAGCUCCGUUGGUAGUGAUCGAGUCGAUGAAGAUGGAAACAGUCAUUCGGUCACCACAGAACGGUGUCAUCAAGCGCUUGGCGCAUAAGGAGGGAGAUAUUUGCAAGGCUGGAACGGUUCUUGUAUUGUUUGAGGAGGACGCUGCCAAGGAAGAGACAUCAUGA
Molecule: messenger RNA, 2175 nt
Organism: Colletotrichum karsti
Lineage: Eukaryota; Fungi; Ascomycota; Sordariomycetes; Glomerellales; Glomerellaceae
Product: methylcrotonoyl- carboxylase subunit alpha
Exons: 3
Coding region: 1-2175 (724 amino acids)
Cellular component (GO): mitochondrion
Molecular function (GO): ATP binding; methylcrotonoyl-CoA carboxylase activity; metal ion binding
Source: RefSeq, a predicted model, not a curated record